UGCGGCCUUCUGGAUGCUUAUGCAGGAGAGCCCCAAGUACGUGCUGGCAAGUGGAGAUGAAGACCAGACGAUACAGAUCUUGAGAACUAUACACAGGUUGAAUAAUAGCAGAAGGAAGGAGGAAUUGCAAGUAAAAGAGCUGCUGUUGGAGACAGAUGAUUCAGAGAAGAAGUCAAGUGCGAAAGAGCAAAUAGUGCCGCUGUUCAAGAAGCCAUAUUUGAAGAGCACGCUGAUCAUGGCCAGUCUGUUCAUAUUGUUCCAAAUCAUUGUGGCCUUCAUGGUUUGGGCACCAACCAUCUCCAAUCAGCUGAUGACGCUUCUGGAGACAGGCAAAGGUUCGGACCUCACGCUCUGCCAGGUCAUUGCUACUCAGAUCGACGCUGAUCUUGAUGCAGCACCCUGUUCCAUUAACAGCACCGCUAUGCUGCUUCUCCUGGCCAUGUGCUCGCUUCAGUCUGUCUACAACACCCUCCUCAGUCUGAUAGUGGAUAAAGCAGGCCGCCGCAACACAGCCAUGAUUGUCGCCGCUGUGUGCGGUUUGUGCGGAGUCCUUGUCAAUUUGGUCCCUAACACUACAGGCACGGCUAUUCUGUUUGUGAUAUUCUCUCUGGGAGCUGUCACUAUGGGAUUCUACACUGCUAUUGCUGUUACACUGUUCCCUACAAAACUGAGGACCAUGGCCAUGGCGAUGUCAAUGAUUGGCGCUCGGUUGAUGAGCGUUGUCUUCAUUCAGAUCAUCAACUACCUCCUCGUCAACUCUUGCGAGCUGGGAUUUUACCUCUUCUCAACUCUUUUCGCUUCUUCAGCGUUGAUAUUGGCCUUGCUACCAGACGACCGCCGGCUGCUAGCACCACCGAAACCCAAUCCCGAGAUCUUGGAUGACCAACAUGAACUGAGGACAUCUUUUCAACGACGAUUUUCGUGAGGCUAUUUCAACGGCCUAGCCAAAAUUUGGAUAAAAGAAGGCCUCUUUGAGAAACGGUUGACGCAACCCUUCUGUCAAUUAGUUGAACUGAUCUAAAAUUGAUGGCGAAAUUUGCUCUUCAGUAACAUCAUCACGUUGAUACCCUCAUAUAGUCAAAUUGCUGUUGAAGUUACAAAUAUUGUUGUCAAGCGUUUUUAUUACAAAAUAUUAAAGUGCAAAGUUGUUACUUGUUUGUUACUGUUUUUAAUUGCUUUUGUAAAAAUAUGUAGGUAUCUAUAAAAUGAACAAUAAAGAUCUGUAAUUAUU
Leguminivora glycinivorella is the source of this 1231-nucleotide messenger RNA. RefSeq lists its product as uncharacterized. Gene Ontology annotation, molecular function: transmembrane transporter activity. The transcript is spliced from 7 exons. NCBI's taxonomy places the organism in Eukaryota, Metazoa, Arthropoda, Insecta, Lepidoptera, Tortricidae. The record is from RefSeq and is a predicted model, not a curated record. Gene Ontology annotation, biological process: transmembrane transport. Gene Ontology annotation, cellular component: membrane. Bases 14 to 925 code for a protein of 303 amino acids.